Schistosoma rodhaini is the source of this 675-nucleotide messenger RNA. NCBI's taxonomy places the organism in Eukaryota, Metazoa, Platyhelminthes, Trematoda, Strigeidida, Schistosomatidae. The record is from the annotation of a GenBank genome assembly.
AUGAACCGAAUCUUCGGACAGGCUAAACCGAAACAACCCCCUCCGAAUUUGACUGAUGUGAUUUCCAAUGUGGAUAGCCGAGCAGAGUCUGUGGAUAAAAAAAUCGAUAAACUGGAUGAGGAACUAAAAAAAUAUAAACUACAAAUGCAAAAGAUGAGAGACGGUCCUGCAAAAGAGAGCGUCAAGAUGAAAGCUCUAAGAAUUUUGAAGCAAAAGAAGGUUUAUGAAAAUCAGAAAGAACAACUUUACAACCAAAGUUUUAAUAUAGAACAAACUAAUUUUGCAAUCCAGACGGUGCGUGAUACCAAGGUUACAGUGGAUGCCAUGAAAGUCGGUGCCAAGGAAUUAAAAAUGGAAAUGAAAAAAAUUAACCUAAAUAGUGUAGAAGACCUUCAAGACGAUUUAGCUGAUCUACUCGUCUCAACUGAUGAACUACAAAAUAUUCUCAGUCAAUCCUAUGCGACACCAGAUAUAAAUGAAAAUGAUUUGGAACAAGAAUUGAUGGGUCUGUGUGAUGAGCUAGGUUCUGAUACAACGUAUUUAAAUGAAGACUUUAACGCACCUUCUGUUCCAACCGGGAUUCCUGGAGAUAGUUUACCAACUCCAGCCACGGGUACUAUGCCGUCUGUUUCAAAUAUCAAACUGGACGAAUUUGGUUUGCCUCAGAUUUCUUGA